Trichechus manatus latirostris (Florida manatee) is the source of this 427-nucleotide messenger RNA. RefSeq names its product SH3 domain binding glutamate rich protein like 3 (gene SH3BGRL3). Lineage: Eukaryota; Metazoa; Chordata; Mammalia; Sirenia; Trichechidae. The record is from RefSeq and is a predicted model, not a curated record. Bases 87 to 368 code for a protein of 93 amino acids. Gene Ontology annotation, cellular component: cytoplasm. The transcript has 3 exons.
CCCGAGCGCGGCGGCGUCGUCUCCUGGCCGUGCUGCUGCCGCUAUCGCUGCCUGUCGGUCUGUCGGUCCUUCCGUCCACCCGCAGCAUGAGUGGCCUGCGCGUCUACAGCACGUCGGUCACCGGUUCCCGCGAAAUCAAGUCCCAGCAGAGCGAGGUGACUCGCAUCCUGGACGGCAAGCGCAUCCAGUACCAGCUAGUGGACAUCUCCCAGGACAACGCCCUACGGGAUGAGAUGCGAGCCUUGGCAGGCAACCCCAAGGCCACCCCGCCCCAGAUUGUCAACGGGGACCAGUACUGUGGGGACUAUGAGCUCUUCGUGGAGGCUGUGGAACAAAACACACUGCAGGAGUUCCUGAAGUUGGCCUGAGCCAAGCCCACCCAUGGUCCCCCACUGGACUCCGUCACCACAUUCCCCCCUCCUCCCCC